Molecule: messenger RNA, 1774 nt
Organism: Ixodes scapularis (black-legged tick)
Lineage: Eukaryota; Metazoa; Arthropoda; Arachnida; Ixodida; Ixodidae
Product: elongation factor 1-alpha
Exons: 5
Coding region: 134-1522 (462 amino acids)
Biological process (GO): translation; translational elongation
Molecular function (GO): translation elongation factor activity; GTP binding; GTPase activity
Source: RefSeq, a predicted model, not a curated record
GUCACUUCUCUUCGCUCUCCGUCGGUUGUGUUGGUGAGUUGUGCUGCCUCUUUUAUCCGCGUUUUGCUGGGUCAAAUUAUUGGCAUCCGUCAAGAACAUUGGUCAGGGGCACACGCCACGAUCACCCGAAGUCAUGGGAAAGGAAAAGACGCACAUUAACAUCGUGGUCAUCGGCCACGUCGAUUCCGGCAAGUCGACGACCACCGGUCACCUGAUCUACAAAUGCGGUGGUAUCGACAAGCGUACCAUCGAGAAGUUCGAGAAGGAAGCCCAAGAGAUGGGCAAGGGCUCCUUCAAGUACGCCUGGGUGUUGGACAAGCUGAAGGCAGAGCGUGAACGUGGUAUCACCAUCGAUAUCACCCUGUGGAAGUUCGAGACCCCCAGGUACUACGUGACCGUCAUCGAUGCCCCGGGACAUCGUGAUUUCAUCAAGAACAUGAUCACGGGUACCUCCCAGGCCGACUGUGCCGUGCUGGUUGUGGCUGCUGGUACUGGUGAGUUCGAGGCUGGUAUCUCCAAGAACGGUCAGACCAGAGAGCAUGCUCUGCUGGCCUACACCCUGGGUGUGAAGCAGAUGAUUGUGGGUGUCAACAAGAUGGACACCACUGAGCCCCCCUUCUCUCAAACCCGUUUCGAGGAAAUCCAGAAGGAAGUGUCUGCCUACAUCAAGAAAAUUGGCUACAACCCAGCCACCGUCCCCUUCGUGCCCAUCUCCGGCUGGAACGGUGACAACAUGCUGGACGCCAGCCCCAACAUGGGCUGGUACAAGGGCUGGACCAUUGAGCGCAAGUCUGGCAAGUCUGAGGGCAAGUCCCUGCUGCAGGCCCUGGACGCCAUGGAGCCCCCCACCCGUCCCACGGACAAGCCCCUCCGACUUCCCCUGCAGGACGUCUACAAGAUUGGUGGUAUCGGCACGGUCCCGGUCGGCCGUGUGGAGACUGGUCUCCUCAAGCCCGGCAUGGUGGUGACCUUCGCCCCCGCCAACAUCACCACUGAGGUCAAGUCUGUGGAGAUGCAUCACGAGGCUCUGACGGAAGCCGUGCCCGGAGACAACGUGGGCUUCAACGUCAAGAACGUGUCUGUGAAGGAGUUGCGUCGUGGCUACGUGUGUGGAGACUCCAAGGACUCUCCACCCAAGUCUACGGAGGAGUUCACCGCCCAGGUGAUUGUGCUGAACCACCCUGGCCAGAUCUCCAACGGCUACACGCCUGUUCUGGACUGCCACACGGCUCACAUUGCCUGCAAGUUCCGUGAGAUCAAGGAGAAGUGCGACCGUCGUUCUGGCAAGAAGCUGGAAGACAACCCAAAGUUCAUCAAGUCUGGAGAUGCUGCCAUCAUCGACCUGGUGCCCUCCAAGCCGAUGUGCGUGGAGACCUUCACCGACUUCCCACCCUUGGGUCGCUUUGCCGUGCGUGACAUGAGGCAGACGGUGGCUGUGGGCGUCAUCAAGUCUGUGAAGCCCAAGGAGGCAUCUGGUGGCAAGGUCACCAAGGCUGCUGAGAAGGCCCAGAAGAAGAAAUAACUAUGGCUACUUGGCAGGGCCACUCCAGAGCAGCAGCCACGGCAGCAGGGCUGCUGGCCCCCGGCCGGGACAAGGCUCCUGGCACACUUUCGUUUGGUUACUCUGUUUCUCAACCUUUGGUUGCUGUGUCAGUGUCACCGCAAAGAGUUCAGGAGGAAAAAAAGUCUGUGCCCCUUACCUGUUGAGAUGUUGUCAUUGGGUGUUUCUAUUUUAAAGCGACACAAAUAAAAGCCAAGCUGUAUCGCCCUUCGA